Molecule: messenger RNA, 10477 nt
Organism: Neopsephotus bourkii (Bourke's parrot)
Lineage: Eukaryota; Metazoa; Chordata; Aves; Psittaciformes; Psittacidae
Gene: DMXL1
Product: Dmx like 1
Exons: 46
Coding region: 89-9370 (3093 amino acids)
Biological process (GO): vacuolar acidification
Cellular component (GO): RAVE complex
Molecular function (GO): protein binding
Source: RefSeq, a predicted model, not a curated record
ACGCCCCGCGGGCUGCGCGGCUACCGCCUCCUCGGCGCCCGAGGGACUAACCAAGGCUGAGCGGCGGGGGCCGGGGCGGCCUCUCGCCAUGAACCUACACCAGGUGCUGACGGGGGCCGUGAACCCCGGCGACUACUGCUUCUCGGUGGGCAGCUUGCACGACCAGCCCUUCACGGCAUACGCAUCAGGAUGUGAUAUUGUGGUACUGGGGACUGACUUUGAAAGAUUACAGAUAAUCCCUGGUGCAAAACAUGGAAACAUACAGGUGGGAUGUGUGGACUGUUCAAUGCAACAGGGGAAGAUUGCUGCUUCUUACGGAGAAGUGAUUUGUAUCUUUGAGCCAGUUAGCCUCGUGAAGCAGAGCAGUGGUCAUCGUAAUUCGUUACAUUAUCAGUGGCAGAAGAAUGCACAAAUCUUACUGGAAGCCAUAGCACAUAAUCUAACAUGGGAUCCCACAGGCACUCGCCUUUUGACUGGUUCCAGUUGUCUUCAGCUUUGGUCCAAUGUUCCUUUGGAAAACCCUUCUGACAAUGACAGUACUGAAAGAACAGAUACUGGACUUGGUGAAUGGAGGUGUAUCUGGCAGUGCAAAACUGCUUCUCAAGUUUGUUUAAUGAAAUUCUCACCGGAUGGGGAGUUUUUUGCUACUGCUGGAAAGGAUGAUUGUCUUCUGAAGGUAUGGUACAAUACAGACAGCUGGCGAUCAGCCAUAACACCACCUGGUGCAAGUCCAGAAAAACAAGCAAAAGAAGUUGAUUUUUCAUUUGUUUAUUUGGCUCAUCCUCGAUCAGUAAAUGCGUUUUCAUGGAGGAAGACCAGUAAAUUCAUGCCACGUGGUGCUGUCUGCAAUGUACUUCUGACUUGCUGUAAGGAUAAUGUUUGUCGUAUCUGGGCAGAGACUUUGUUACCCAAUGACAGUCUGUUGAAUGGUGGAGGAUACAAUUGGAGUGAAGCAGCAAACUUCACAAGUAACUUCAAGAGAAAUACUUCAAGUAAGGAAAAAGUGCAAAAUACCUUAGAGUUAAACCUGAGGCACUUCCGACGAGGAAGGAGGAGGACAGGUGCUGUUGUAGCACAUACUGGAUAUGCUCCACAUCAGCGAGAUGCCCAUGAAGUUCACAGGAAUGUCCUUCCUCAUGCAAAUGCACUUUGUCAUUUCCAUAUUGCUGCCAGUAUCAAUCCAGCCACAGAUAUUCCUCUACUCCCUUCUAUAACAUCUCUGAGUCUCGGUGAAAAUGAAGAAACAAGUGGACCUUUUGUUGUGCACUGGCUGAACAAUAAAGAACUUCAUUUUACCUUAUCUAUGGAAGUAUUUUUGCAGCAACUUAAAAAGAGUUUUGAGCAUCAUUCCCCUGAGACUAACACUGAGGAGUCUAAUCAAAUGGAUGGCAGAUCAGAAGAAGAAGUUAAUGAAAAUGGAGAUGAACAAAAAAAAGGAAACCAAGAAAAGAAGGAUCUGGGUGAUGAGAAAACUACUGCAAAUUCAAGUUUCGUUCCUUUAUCUUCUGCUAUUAUUGAUCAUGAAAUUGAAAUACUACUUUCUGAAUGGAGUAAAAAUGCUGACAUGCUCUUCAGUAUACAUCCUGUGGAUGGUUCACUGCUGGUAUGGCAUGUGGACUGGCUAGAUGAAUACCAGCCUGGCAUGUUUCGCCAGGUGCAGGUGUCAUUUGUCUCAAGAAUUCCUGUUGCAUUUCCAACGGGUGAUGCAAACUCUCUUUGCAGAAGCAUAGUGAUGUAUGCCUGUACCAAAAAUGUCGACUUAGCUAUCCAACAAGGCAAACAAAAGCCUUCUGGCCUUACCCGAUCUUCAUCUAUGCUUAUCUCUUCUGGACACAGUAAAUCUACCAACAGUUUAAAACUAAGUAUCUUCACACCUAAUGUUAUGAUGAUUUCCAAACAUGCAGAUGGGUCAUUGAACCAGUGGCUAGUGAGUUUUGCUGAGGAAUCUGCUUUUUCAACUGUACUCAGUAUUUCACAUAAAUACCGAUAUUGUGGUCACCGUUUUCAUCUUAAUGAAUUGGCUUGCCACUCAGUGUUACCACUACUGCUUACAACCUCACAUCACAAUGCUCUAAUUUCACCAGAUACUGAGAAUGCAAAACAGGCAAAUGAUUCUUUAAAGUCUCAGGUGUCUCCAGUAAGAUUUCAGAGUAGAGGCAAUGCAAAUGUAACAUCCCAGGAUCCCAACGCAGUUUACAGUGAACUUAUUCUUUGGAGAGUUGACCCUGUUGGGCCUUUGUCCUUUUCUGGUGGAGUUUCUGAACUUGCUCGGAUCAAUUCUCUCCAUGUUUCAGCUUUUUCUAAUGUUGCGUGGCUGCCCACACUUAUACCCAGCUACUGCCUUGGUGCAUACUGUAAUUCUCCAAGUGCCUGCUUUGUGGCUAGCGAUGGACAGCAUUUGAGAUUAUAUCAAGCUGUAAUAGAUGCUAAGAAACUUUUGUGUGAGCUCUCCAAUCCAGAAAUUUCGAAAUAUGUUGGUGAAGUUUUUAACAUCGUAAGUCAGCAAUCUACGGCUCGCCCAGGAUGUAUCAUUGAACUGGAUGCUAUCACAGAGCUACACGGCAGGAAAACACAGUUAUUCCAUGUUUUUCAAGAAGACUUCAUCUUAAGUAACCAGGAGAAGGAAAUACCUGAAAAGAAGACCAAUUCAUCAGACUCUGGAAACCAGCAGAAUGGAUUCUCUGAAAAAUUCUACUUAAUAGUAGUGGAGUAUACGCAAAACUGUUCAUUGCUACAUAUGUGGCAUUUACAUCUGAAGUCAAUUCCUGUCUCAGUAGAUGAAAAGAUAGAUUCAACUACAGCUGGAUCGGCAACACAAACAGAAGUAUAUUCUUCACCAGAUAUAGAGAAGAUCCAAUCACCUUUCACUCAAAAGUAUCAGGCCUGUAGAGCAAACCUUCAGAGCACCAGCUGGCUCUCACUGUCUUCCAAAAUGGUAUAUAGUCAAAAGCUGAAUUUGCCAGAAGGAGUAGAGAUAAUAAGUGUAAAGCCAUCAGCAGGGCAUCUGAGUUCUUCUUCCAUAUACCCUGUUUGUCGUGCACCCUAUCUGCUGGCUACUUCAUGCUCUGAUGGAAAAGUUCGAUUCUGGAGAUGCAGGGUUACUACUGAAUCAUCAGCUUCUUCUGUGCCAGAGUGUAGUGCACAAAGUGGUGUCACUUACAUAUGGGAAGAGUGGCCAUUGCUGAUUGAAGAUGGACUUUUUAGUAGUAGUGCUAUUAGUGUUCCAGGAAGGCCAACAGAAGUUAGCUGUGCACACACGAACAGAUUAGCAGUAGCAUACAAGCAGGUAACAUCUAAAAAUAGUAAUCUUUCUGAAGAUUUUAUAAUGCAUGUUAGUAUUUUUGAAUGUGAAUCUACAGGGGGUUCUUCCUGGAUUCUAGAACAGACUCUUCAUUUAGAUGAGUUAGGCACUAUGUUAGACUCUGGUGUUAGUAUUGAUAGUAAUUUAGUGGCAUAUAACCAACAAGAUGUUUCUCUGUCUCAUGGUGGGAAUAUUAUGCCCAGGACUAAGCACUUGGUACACUUAGAUUGGAUGUCUAGGGAAGAUGGUUCGCACAUUCUAACAGUGGGAAUUGGAUCCAAACUUUACAUGUUUGGUCAGCUGUCUGGGAGAAUGCAAGAACAAAAUGGCAAGGAGAUUGUAGCAUUCUCACAUAGUGGCAGUAUGAAGGCUACAACACUUUCUGGGUUUGUUCUGCUGCGCUCUGUUACCUUGGUUUCAUCUGUAGAGGGUUCGCCUCCUUUUCCAGUCUCCUUGUCUUGGGUGCGUGAUGGCAUUCUUGUAGUUGGAAUGGAUUGUGAAAUGCAUGUUUACUCCCAGUGGCAGUCUCCUUCCAAGCAGGAACUGGUUAGUACAGAUUCCUACAGUGGAAGUAUGCCAUCUAUAACUGGCUUAAUGAAACAAAGCCUGUCAGCCAUCUCAGGUCUGCAUCCACCAAAACGAACAUUGACCAGAUCUAUGACCAGCCUUGCACAGAAACUUAGUGGGAAAAGGUCUGCCUAUGGUCUUUCUACGGAAAUGGAAGAUUCUGGUCUUUUUGAAGCAGCUCAUGCAUUAUCUCCCACUUUACCUCAGUACCAUCCAUAUCAACUGUUGGAACUCAUGGAUCUUGGUAAAGUACGUAGAGCAAAAGCCAUUCUGUCCCAUCUGGUAAAGUGCAUUGCUGGAGAAGUAGUCGCUAUAAAUGAAUCUGAACCUAAUCAUGAUAAGAGGCUCAGAUCUCUGACCAUCAGUGCUAGUGGAAGUACUGCAAGAGAUCCCAAAACAUUCAGCAAAACUGAGACUACAGACUAUAUUGAAAUAGACUCUGUUCCGCCAUUGCCUUUGUAUGCUCUGCUUGCUGCAGAUGAGGAUUCAUCUCAUUCCUGUUCAGAGAAGUCUAGUAGUCAAAAUAAAAAUGAUAAGACUAGUGACAAUUAUGAAGAUCUCUUUCAAAAUACCGCUGUAAGUACAGAUGAACUAGUUACAUUUGACGCAGAUGAAGACAGUUCAAAACCAAAAGUCGUCGAUCUUUCUCAGUAUAGUCCAACUUACUUCGGACCAGAGCAUGCCCAAGUUCUUUCUCGUCACUUGCUUCAUUCAAGCUUGCCAGGUCUGACUAGAAUGGAGCAAAUGUCAUUGAUGGCCUUGGCAGAUACAAUUGCUACUACCAGUACUGAAAUUGGAGAAAGCAGAGACAGAAAUCAGGGUGGAGAAACUCUUGAUGAAUGUGGUUUAAAAUUUGUAUUGGCUGUUCGGCUUCACACGUUUCUAACAACUGCACUUCCUCCUGUACAUCGAGCUCAACUCCUUCACCAAGGCUUAUCUACUAGUCAUUUUGCCUGGGCGUUUCAUUCAGUAGCAGAAGAAGAACUACUGAGCAUGCUCCCUGCAGUGCAGAAAGGAGAUCCAGCAUGGUCAGAACUCAGAGCUAUGGGUAUAGGAUGGUGGGUUCGGAAUAUCCAUAGCCUGCGGAAAUGCAUAGAAAAGGUGGCUAAAGCAGCCUUUCAGCGAAACAAUGAUCCACUUGAUGCGGCUAUUUUUUACCUUGCAAUGAAAAAGAAGGCUGUGAUCUGGGGACUCUACAGGUCCCAAAAAGACACUAAAAUGACACAGUUUUUUGGAAACAACUUUACUGAGGACAGAUGGCGUAAAGCAGCAUUGAAGAAUGCUUUUUCUUUGCUAGGCAAACAGCGUUUUGAACAUUCUGCAGCAUUUUUCUUAUUGGCAGGACACUUAAAAGAUGCAGUGGAGGUCUGCCUUGAAAAACUGAAUGACAUUCAGUUGGCUCUUGUAAUAUCAAGACUUUAUGAAUCAGAGUUUGAAGUAUCUAGUACUUACAAAUCUGUACUACAGAAGAGAAUUCUGGGAAGUAUGUGUCCUGGAAAAGAGAGCUUAGGAAACAUGCACUGUGACCCUUUUCUGCGAAGUAUGGCUUACUGGAUUUUGGAAGAUUAUAGCAAGGCUCUUGACACUUUAAUUAAACAUUCUGUUGAAGAUGGAGGUGAAGGAGAUGGCUCAUCAAGUUGUAACCCUGCAGUGUUUAACUUCUAUAACUAUUUAAGAACACAUCCUCUCUUGUUGAGACGUCAUUUUGGCUCUUCUGAUACAUCCUCCACACACAUUUGCCUAACAGUAGAAAAUGGAUUAGCUGACAAAAUCAACGUGGGUGAAAGACAGCUGUUUUUUACCACUGCAUAUGCUCAUCUAAAAGCUGGUUGUCCUAUGCUGGCAUUAGAAGUGUUAUCAAAGAUGCCCAAAGUUGUCAUGAGGUCAAAGUCAUUCUGUAGAUCUCCUAGUUUAAUGGAUACUAGUAAAGACUUCUCACCAUCUUCUCCAGUUAAAGAGUUAGAAACAAAAGACCAGUCUUCCAGUAUUGAUUGGUCACAGCCAGUGCUGAAUGGUCUAGGUUCCUCUUCAGAUUGUUCAUCAGGAAAACAUUCAAGUUCAACUCUUUCCUUUGAAUGGAGCCAGCCAGGUGUGAUAUUCCAAGAUGAGCCCUUAAAACUACAGUCAGACAGUGAUGGAAGUGAGAGUGAAGAUUCUUCCCUGGUAAUGAAAGAGCUAAAACCUCUGAAGAAAACUGAAAAAUUAUAUGAAGCAAGUUCUAGCUACACAGAAUCUUUCAGUGUAGUUGAUGACAAAGAUAUUCUAAGUCAAUCAGAAGAUGUAAUUUCAGCACAACUGAAGUUUAGAGCAUGCCUUAAAAUUCUUACUGUAGAGCUUCGUACGCUGUCUACUGGUUAUGAAAUAGAUGGUGGGAAGUUGAGGUAUCAGCUUUAUCAAUGGCUUGAAAGAGAAGUGGUAGCUCUUCAAAAGACAUGUGAUUAUAGUGUUGAAGAUACACACUCAGAAAUUAGUGUGAUGCCAAAGGAAACUACAUUACAUGAAAACACUGAAGAUUUAGCUGACCAGCAAAAACAUAUACUACAGAAAGAAGACUUUCAGAAGAGACGGCAGUGGCUCCUGAAAUACCAGUCUCUCCUAAGAAUGUUCCUUAGUUACUGUAUACUUCAUGGCUCUCAUGGUGGAGGUUUGGCAUCAGUCAGAAUGGAAUUAAUUCUGCUACUGCAAGAAUCUCAGCAGGAGCAGUCAAUACAGAUACCUUCCAGCCCUCUGCCAGAUCAGAGUUCCAUACCUCUCCUAUUUGCUUGCACAGCAAGUGCCAAAACAGUGGUGGCUAAUCCAUUGUUACAUCUUGGUAACUUAACUCAUGAUAUAUUGCACUCCAUAGUAAACCUUGAUUCACCACCUCAUCCAGAUAGUCAGAACAACAAGAUAUAUGUAAUGCAUACCUUAGCAGCAUCACUCUCUGCCUGCAUCUACCAAUGUCUUUGUGAUGGUCACAGCUACAGCUCAUUUCAAGCAAACCAGUUCACUGGAACAGUGUAUCAGACAGUGCUAUUAACUCAGCGCCGUUCUCUAAGAACAUCAAGCUUAGAAGAAACAGUGACUCCCAGUACAUCACCUGCUGAGUGGCCAGGAAUAACAGCUCUAAUACGUCUCUUGAAUUCUGCUGGUGAGGAAGCUCAGCCAGGUCUCACGGUUCUACUCUGUGAAAUUCUAACUGCAGUAUACCUGAGUCUGUUCAUUCAUGGCCUAGCCACACAUUCUAGCAAUGAAUUGUAUAGAAUUAUGGCUCAUCCACUUAACAAUAAGAUGUGGUCUGCUGUCUUUGGAGGAGGAGCUCAUACACCCAGCAGAGGACAAUUUCAAUUAAAGACAAAACCUGGUAGGCACUUCCCAAUGCCUAGCCCACAUCAGGUAGUAGUGUUCUCCAUGGAAUGUGUGGGGUUUUCCAAAUCCCUUGCCACCUUCAGUACUCAUAGUCCUACCAAAUUUUCAGAUGAUGGAGAGAAACAGCAAAAACGUUACAGACUGUCAUCAGAAACGUCUCCAAAAGAGAGUUCUCAGUUGCCUGCAUUGUCAUUGGUAGACCAAGAAUCUCCGUUUUACAAAGAAAGAUUUAUUCCUCCUGAGCUUAGCAUCUGGGAUUAUUUCAUUGCGAAGCCUUUUCUUCCAUCACAAAGUAGAGUGGAAUAUGAUUCAGAAGGAAGUCAGGAAAGUGGUGAAGAUGAUGAAGAUAUUGAUGGAGAUGCGUUUGCAUCAAAUUCACAUAAUCAAGAGCAUUCUAAUUCAAAUUCAUACAGUUGGUCACUGAUGAGAUUGGCAAUGGUUCAGCUGGUUCUUCACAAUUUGAAGACUUUCUACCCUUUGGUUGGACAUGAUCUUUCAGAGCUUCCAGUUAGCUCCCCAAUAUGCCAUGCAGUGUUGAAAACACUACAGCGCUGGGAACAAGUUCUUCUCCGACAUCUUGAGCUAUAUGGGGGUCCACCUCAACAUUAUAUUUCAGUUCGUGCUUCUGAAGAUAUCCUAGCUGCUGGUCCUGCAUUGCUUCGCCACAAAACUUUACUUGAGCCUACAAACACUCCAUUCAGAUCUAACAGUCAUGUUGCACUAUCUGUGAAGAGGCUCUGGCAGUAUCUGGUUAAACAGGAAGAAGUCCAGGAAACCUUUAUCAGAAAUAUUUUCACAAAGAAGCGAUGCCUUAAUGAGUCAUUAGAGGAGCACAAUGAAACCAUGAAAAAUUCUGUGGUGGAGGAGCCCAUCAUCAAUAAGGUAGAAACAGAUACAGGAUACCCAGGAAGCAAGGCAAGAAUAAUCCAUAAAGAGUCUGACAUCAUUACUGCUUUUGCAGUCAAUAAGGCUAAUCGGAACUGCAUUGCAAUAGCAUCGAGUCAUGACAUACAAGAAUUAGAUGUUUCUGCAAUUUUAGCUACACAAAUCUAUGCCUGGGUUGAUGAUGAUGUGGAAAUAGAAAAUAAAGGGGCUGAUGAUUUCUUAGUUGUACAUGCUCGUGAUGAUCUGGUAAAUGUUCAGGGAACCACUCCCUAUACUCAUAGUAAUCCCGGCACACCUAUCAAUAUGCCUUGGCUUGGUAGUACACAAACUGGCAGGGGUGCAUCUGUGGAAUAUACCAAUAAAUUUAAUGGAAUCAGAAAGGAAUUGGCAAGAAAAGAGAUGCUCAAGAAGGCUAUUAAUAAUGUCAGAAGAAUGGCUUCUCAUCCAACAUUACCAUAUUACCUGACAGGUGCUCAAGAUGGAAGUGUAAGAAUGUUUGAAUGGGGUCAUGCACAGCAAAUCACAUGUUUUCGGUCCAGUGGCAACUCAAGGGUAACUCGAAUGAGAUUCAAUUACCAAGGAAAUAAGUUUGGAAUUGUUGAUGCUGAUGGAUAUAUAAGUUUAUAUCAGACAAACUGGAAAUGUUGUCCACUUACUGGAACUUCACCUAAACCAUAUUUGACUUGGCAGUGUCAUAAUAAGACAGCCAAUGACUUUGUUUUCAUCAGUUCAUCAUCUUUGAUAGCCACAGCGGGAUCGUCUUCUGACAACAGAAAUAUUUGCCUUUGGGAUACUUUGGUUUCGCCUACAAGUAGCUUGGUUCAUGCUUUUAUCUGUCAUGAUAGUGGAGCGACUGUGCUAGCAUAUGCUCCAAAACAUCAGCUGUUAAUCUCUGGAGGCAGAAAAGGCUUUACAUGUAUAAUUGAUCUUCGACAAAAACAGCAGCAACAGUUACUCCAGAGUCAUGAUUCUCCAGUCAAAGCGAUUGCUGUUGAUCCCACAGAAGAGUAUUUUGUCACAGGAUCUGCUGAAGGCAACAUAAAGGUUUGGAGUCUGUCUACAUUUAAUCUUCUUCACGCUUUCGUCAAUGAGCAUGCUCGACAGUCUCUCUUCAGAAACAUUGGGACGGGAGUCAUGCAAAUUGAGACAGGACCAGCAAAUCACAUAUUCUCCUGUGGUGCUGAUGGAACAGUAAAGAUGAGGAUCUUGCCUGAUAGAUUAAGCCCUUUCAAUGAUGUGUUAAAAAAUGAUGUGAAAUUUAUGAUGUAGUAUUUUUUUCAGAACAGUGUGUAACAUUCCCCUUCUACCAUCCCUGAAAAUAGUUUUCAUGGAACUAGCCAACAAAGCAGAUACACAAUGAUAGGUCGUGCCACAAAGAUGCACUUUUUGUUUUUUUUUUUUUCCCCCCAUAUUUAUUACCUGAAACUUUAAGCCCCUGAUGCACUGAUGCCUUAAGGAUUAACAAUUUUCUUCUGAUUUUGAUUGUUGCCUAAACCAAAAGCUGUAUAUGGCUCCAAAUUAUGUAGUUAUAAUACUAUUAAGAUGUUGCUGAAGUGGUUUACUCUUCCUUUUGAGGUAGUUACACUCCCACCUUGGGCAUGGCCUCUGUCCAGAGGGAAACCAGAUAAUGUUACUCUUUCACUGUGGCAACUGUUACAACUGUCUCUCUUCUCAACUCUAGUCAGCUGACAUUUAAAUAUUUUACCUAUGUAUAGAAGAGAAAGCCUGUAUGAAUAGAUAGUCCUGGCCAUGCAAGCAUUCAUAUAAUAAGCCACUAUCUGUCUCCAUUCCUGGAAUCCAGGCUGUUUACCUCUCUAACUUGCCUGAUCUCCUUCCUCUGAUCUAGGGUAUAAGAAACUGAAGGAUGUUCUGUGACUUGUCUUCUGUGCUAUAGCUUGAAUCACUGCCAUCAGGAUGGCAGGCUUACCUUUUAAAAAGAAAUAUAUUUUUUACCCUGAACACUCCCUUUACAAAUAUCUGUAAAUAUUAACAUGUAUCUUCCCAGUAAAAUAGUCAAGAUUGUGUGAAGAUUUAGUCUUGAUCAAAAAGAUGCAGGAAGAUACUGCUUUAGGUUAUGGCACUAGAAUUUCUUCAAAGACUAUUUAUUUACAUGUCUGUAGAGGGGAAUAAAAUAAUAAUUUAUUUUUACUUUUUUUCCAGUAAGACUUUUAUUUAGCCCAAAGAUACUCAGUUCAGACUUAGCACUUAUGUUCUUGUUUGUCUGCUUUUCCUAAGUACUUUACAAAAAAAAGAAAAAGUAAAAAACUUCAACAGCAAAGUACUUUAAUACUGUCUUUGUACUGUAUGUUUACAUCUGGUGUAAAAUGAAAGAUAAAAUAUUUUGGAAAGGAUAGAUGGGUUGUUUUGGUUUGUUUG